AUGAACAUUUUGUAAGCUCUGCAUUCGUUCUCUACUUCCUUCCAGAAAGGUUGCAUCCCCUAGCAAGGCGUGAGGGAUCCUUCUAUCACAAUCCAAACCCAGGUCAUUUAUUAUUAUUUCUACUUGUUUUUAAGAUAUCGGGGCUUACAACAGGACGAAGGAAUCUGCCCUAUUGCAUCCGGCCAAGGCUCUCAGCAGGAACCGGCUUUUCCCCAAACCCUCCCUUCCUUCUAGGCCCCAAGCUCACAACUCGCGCCCUGCGGGCUGCGCUGUGCGGCUGCGCGCCUGAGCCCCCGACGCCCCCGGUUGCCUUGGGAACCGCACGCCCAGCCGUAAGAGGUGCAGAAACCAGGCCAUGGAGCUCCCGGAGCCGGUCCGCCAGCGGCUGGGAAACUUCAGUCGGACCAUGUUCAGGGACUCCAACCGGACCGAGCCCGAGUACAGCGAAGGUCCGGAUAAUGAAGUGGUUUCCAGUUUAGCAUUGCAGAUGUCACUUUAUUUUAAUGCUUACUUUUUCCCACUUUGGUGGGUGAGCAGCAUUAUGAUGCUUCGAAUAAAAUAUCCAAUUUUGCCUGAUUACUACAAAUUCAUUGUGGUCACUGUUAUCAUCCUCAUAACCUUAAUUGAAGCUAUCAGGCUGUAUCUGGGCUACAUGGGUAACCUCCAGGAAAAGGUUCCUGAAUUAGCUGGCUUUUGGCUUUUGAGCCUUCUAUUGCAGUUGCCUUUAAUUCUUUUCUUGCUCUUUAAUGAAGGCCUAACAAGUCUGCCCUUGGAAAAAGCGAUACACAUUGUCUUCACUAUGUUCCUUACUUUCCAAGUUGUUUCAGCAUUUCUUACCUUGAGGAAAAUGGUAAAUCAGUUGGCAACUCGUUUCCACCUCCAAGACUUUGACCGGCUCUCUGCGAAUAGAGGAGGCAUGAGAACAAUGAGAUCCUGUUUAGAAGAGAUUUGACCCAGUGCUGUGUAGUGAAAAUCUGAAAGCUCAUUCUAGAAGACUGCGAGUUAGGAAAACAUCAGAGAUGUAGCAUGAGAAAAA
Myotis brandtii (Brandt's bat) is the source of this 1036-nucleotide messenger RNA. RefSeq names its product transmembrane protein 17 (gene TMEM17). The transcript is spliced from 4 exons. NCBI's taxonomy places the organism in Eukaryota, Metazoa, Chordata, Mammalia, Chiroptera, Vespertilionidae. Gene Ontology annotation, cellular component: ciliary transition zone. Bases 356 to 952 code for a protein of 198 amino acids. Gene Ontology annotation, biological process: non-motile cilium assembly. The record is from RefSeq and is a predicted model, not a curated record.